AUGGCCUACCCUACCAGUCGUAUUGAAACAAAAACUCUCAUCAAGGCAGCCGUUCUGUGUGCUCUCAGCUUGAACACCAUCCCUUCCGUGCGUGCCGAAGCCUCCCUCGAUGCCGGCACAACGACCGACGUAGACAUUUGCGGCAUUUCCGACGGCGACAAGAGCGUCGGCAUUCGUGUGAUCGACGACAGUUCAUGCGCCUCAGGCGGUCUAGGCUGCUACAACGACCACUGCCGGUUCUGCAAGAUCCUCGAGACACCUCAGUCGUCGGUGUUUGAGAACUGUGCGACGUUCGGCGUCGACUUCCCCACGAUGGCCCCUCUGGUGGCGUCCACCGGCACCUGCGAGGUGUCGAGCGGCGAUGCGGCUGUCGGCAUCUCAGCUGUGACGGAUGAUGCGUGUCUGUACGGUGGCCUUGGCUGCUUCAACGACCACUGCCGCUUUUGCAAAGCCUCGAGUUCGGUUCAUUCGACCGCUUACUUGGACUGCGCGCAGUUCGGAAGUGUUGAUUCGACGGCCGAGUCUCCGGUCGUGGAUGAUUCCGAUCUCUCGGACGAGAGCGACGUCUCCGGUGAUGACUCGAGCUUUACCGAUGAUUUGGACUCUUCAGAUGACUCCGACUUCACGGAUAGUUCAGAUCUUACCGACCGUCUUAAUGACGGUAGCUUGUAA
This is a messenger RNA of Phytophthora sojae, 672 nucleotides long. RefSeq lists its product as hypothetical. The record is from RefSeq and is a predicted model, not a curated record. Lineage: Eukaryota; Oomycota; Peronosporomycetes; Peronosporales; Peronosporaceae. The transcript has a single exon. Bases 1 to 672 code for a protein of 223 amino acids.